AUGGAUCGUGCCAGUCAGGCACUGGCGGCAGCCUUCUUCGCAGACCAGCCUGGGACAUACCGCGCUGUUGCAGAGAAGAGCCAUGUUCCUCGCUCCACCCUUCAUCGUCGUAAGCACGGAGGGACGUCAAAGGAAGUGAAAGCCCAACGCCAGCAAUACCUUACUGUAGAGGAAGAGAGAGCGCUUGUUUCGUUCUUGCUGCUAAUGUCUAGCCUUGGACAACCCGUUCGGAUCAAGUACAUACCUACGCUAGCCUUCAGCAUCGCCCGCCGGCGGUCCACAACGAAUAAUCCGAUCAAGCCUCCGGGCAAGAACUGGGCGCGCGCCUUCGAGAAACGCCAUCCCGAACUCAAAGCGAGACGAGUUAGGUCGAUAGACUGGAAGCGCCACGAGAACAGCAUAUACGAUAAGGUAGUAGAAUGGUUUCAGGUGAUCGGCAAGGUGCUGCAGGACGCAGCGGUACUGCCGGAGAACGUGUACAAUAUGGACGAGACGGGCGUCAUGCUGAGCAAGCUUGGCUCGGUCAAAGUCCUGGCAGGUAAGGACGAUAGACGUGACUACAGAGGUGCUGGCAUGAAGCGGACGAUGGUGACUGCGGUCGAGUGCAUAAGCGCUGACGGGAGAGCGCUGCUGCCUCUUAUCAUCUGGCCAGCCUCGACCCACCGAAGCAACUGGACUACGUAUCCGACGCCUGGAUGGCACUAUGGAUUCUCUGACAACGGAUAUAACGACUCUAAGGUCUGCCUAGAGUGGCUUACGCGUGUUUUUGAUCCUCAGACUAAACAGCUAGCUAGUGGGAAACCACGAGUGCUAAUCUGCGACGGCUUCGGAACUCACGAAACACUAGAGAUCCUGGAGUUUUGCUUUGGUAACAACAUCAUGCUGUGCCGCCUCCCCUCUCACACUUCCCAUAAGCUGCAGCCGUGCGACGUUGGAGUGUUUGCGCCCUUGAAAACGGCCUAUCGCGACCAGGUCGAACGACUGAACCGAGGGGGCAUAGACACGGUCGGAAAAGAGGACUUCACCUCGUUAUACGACCCCGCAAGAACAAAGGCGUUCACGAGGCGGAAUAUCACGGCUGCUUGGUCCGCAAGUGGCUUGUUUCCGUUCAACCCACAGAGAGUGCUACGAGACACACCAAAGCCGCCUGUAGGUCUUACGGUUUCUACAGCUAGUGAGAUUAUGCGACCCAACCCUGGAGACGAAGUACCAGUGACACCGGCAACACCGGUGAAUGCAGAUGGUCUGAUGUCGCUGCAUGAUCUGAUCAAACAGGACGCUUCCAGGCUCGAUGAACUAAGUGAAAAGCGCUUACGGAGACGUGUACAGAAGCUGGCGAGUGCGGCUCAAAUCUCCUUCGCCAAACAAGGUCUCCUGCAGGACCACAACCGGCUCUUGGCUAAGAUCAACAGCGAAGCUAAGGUCCGCCGAGCGACUCCAUCGGUUGUGCUAGGCAAGGGAAAGGCGAAGGUGAUGAGUUAUGAGGAUCUCGAGGAGGCGCGAGCAACGCGUGCGGCCAGAGACAAAGCCAUCGCGGGGAAUGGCAAAGCAAAGCGCGGUCGUAAGCGUAAGGUCGCUGAGCAGGAGUUGUGUGUACCAGAGCCAGUUACCCAAGUCGCAAGGACGAGCGAAGUUGCAGGGCCAUGGAGAGCGCCUGUAGCGCGGAUGUAUUAA
This is a messenger RNA of Alternaria arborescens, 1674 nucleotides long. RefSeq lists its product as hypothetical. The transcript has a single exon. Lineage: Eukaryota; Fungi; Ascomycota; Dothideomycetes; Pleosporales; Pleosporaceae. Gene Ontology annotation, molecular function: DNA binding. Gene Ontology annotation, cellular component: nucleus. The record is from RefSeq and is a predicted model, not a curated record. The coding region runs from base 1 to 1674 and encodes 557 amino acids.